Scheffersomyces stipitis CBS 6054 is the source of this 867-nucleotide messenger RNA. RefSeq lists its product as uncharacterized. The coding region runs from base 1 to 867 and encodes 288 amino acids. The transcript has a single exon. The record is from RefSeq and is a predicted model, not a curated record. Lineage: Eukaryota; Fungi; Ascomycota; Pichiomycetes; Serinales; Debaryomycetaceae.
AUGGCUACUUCGGAAAAUGAAUAUGUGAUUCAGUGUGGUUCAGCUGCAACUGUAACUAUCGUUGCAACUGGCAUCCCCAUGUGUUACAACGAUACGGUGUAUGUUGAAGCUCCCAAGAAGCUGGUUAGUACCAAGAGAAACAUGUUUUGGCAGGCGAUUUUCAGCAUUUUGCUCAUAGUUCAAGUUGUAAUUGCUGAUAGUAUACCCAAGCACAUUUCCUCCAUUGACUGGCAAUCAGCUCAAGAUGGUGAUUUACAUUAUGAUAAAGAUUCGGGAUUGUUAGUAAAGGUUGUCAAAGAUGUGUCAGAAAUUGAAAGAAAUUUGAAACGAGUUAGAGGAAACUUAACUAUUGGCGACACACAAGCUAGAGGACCAUGUCCUCACAAUCCAAUAACUAGAAACUGGGUGCAAACUCAACAAGCCGGUUCGGGAGAAUGGUGGACAGCUUGGAGACAGGUACCCGAUACGAUUAUGCAAUGUGAUAAGGGUUCUGGUUCAACCACACUAGAGAAAUCAUGGUCCCAAGGGUAUUCCAUUAGCAAUGAUAUUGGCAUCAGUAUUGGCGAAGUGAUUCAGUUGGCAUUAGGAGCAGGUUUGUCACUUGAGGUAUCCCACGGAUACGCCAUUCUGAAGACUUGUGAUUGCGAUCAGAGUCUUGGCGUGGCUUGUAUUUGGGAGCAGCACAAAAUGGGAUGGACAGACACACAAAGGCAAGACUGUUACUCUUUUGAGAACUGUGAAGGAGCCAUUCUAGAAUGUUCCCCCUGGUCAGCUUAUCAACACACUGAUGCCCCGAUUGGUCUGAAUAAUCAAGAAAACAUCGUGGUAGAUGGUUGCUCGCAAGGUUGGGAUAGUUGUAACAAGUGA